AUGCAAAAACCUUCUAUUCCGCCCUACAAAUCGUCACCUGAAAUACAAGAAAGAAUACAACAGUUGCAACAACAAGCCCAACAAGAGAGUGGACAACGUCGUCGUACAGCAGUGCUGCCAAAACGCACUUGGAUUCAACGUAAUCCACGUCUUUUUCAAAUAACCUUUAUCACCACCUCAUUGUUGGUACUUUUUUCAAAGCCUUUGUACGACGCCUUCAUUGCCGUUCCCGUACCGCCACCAAAAGGCGGAGCACCACCAGGCCAUAGACGUUAAGUAAGCAACUAAAGUGCAAUAAAACUCAAACGAUAUAAACGAGUAAAGUCAACAGUUAAUGUAAUAAUUAAAGUAAUGGAAUCAGUGCGCAAAGCUAAGCAGAGACUACGCAAUUAUCCCGUGCUACUGGGCAAAUGUGCUGAUAAGGCAGCUGUUUACGCGGCAUGUGUGACACGAGAUUUAAAUGUGCAGCAUCAUAUUUGCGAUAAGGAAUUCAAGCAGUUCAGUGAAUGUUUACAGAAAGCAGCAAAAGAAAUGAAAACUAAAUUGUAAAACGUACUUGUAAAUGCUGGAUUGUUAUAAAUGGAAAUUUUUCAUACAAACUGUU
Bactrocera dorsalis (oriental fruit fly) is the source of this 604-nucleotide messenger RNA. RefSeq lists its product as uncharacterized. The record is from RefSeq and is a predicted model, not a curated record. The transcript has a single exon. Bases 1 to 276 code for a protein of 91 amino acids. NCBI's taxonomy places the organism in Eukaryota, Metazoa, Arthropoda, Insecta, Diptera, Tephritidae.